Acyrthosiphon pisum (pea aphid) is the source of this 2469-nucleotide messenger RNA. Its product is annotated as zinc finger MYM-type protein 1-like. Gene Ontology annotation, molecular function: protein dimerization activity. The coding region runs from base 1 to 2469 and encodes 822 amino acids. Lineage: Eukaryota; Metazoa; Arthropoda; Insecta; Hemiptera; Aphididae. The record is from RefSeq and is a predicted model, not a curated record. The transcript has 3 exons.
AUGGCCAACAAAAUGAGUGAAGAACUAUUUAGAAGGUUUGGUGACAUUGAAGAUAAUGAAUUGGUAACACAAGCAGCACUUUCGGACCCGAGAUUCAAAAAACAUGCAUUUUCCAAUAGUAAAAAAUGUGCAAAUGCAAUUAAUUUUCUACGAGCAAAGGUUCAAAGUAUUAGACUAGAACAAGACACCAUUGAACAACAACCAACUACAACUGCCGCCACAAAUGUAACCUCUUCUCAAUCAGUUUUGUGGGAAGAAUUUGAUCAAACUGUAGUUAAUUUGAUUGGAGGAAGGAGUUCAUCAGUUGCUGGAAUUGUUGAAGUAGAUAAAUAUUUGAAUGAACCUUUAAUCAGUAGAUUUGAAAAUCCUUUAGCAUGGUGGGUUGAACGAAAAAAAGUAUAUCCUAGGACUUACGAGUUGGUAAAAAGAAGGCUAUGCAUGAUUGCGACUUCAGUGCCUUGUGAACGAGUUUUUUCAAGAGCCGGACAAGUAGUAACUGAAAAAAGAAGUCGACUAGCAACCAAAACUCCAUAUAGGCGUUGGAAUAUAGUUAAUAAAAAUGAUUUACUUAGACAAGGUAAAUUAACUCCUCAUCUUACAUGUUUGUUCACUGACAAGAUACGUUCCAAAGUAUUCAGUAGAUCAUUUAAUUCAAAUGUGUAUAGUAAACAUUCAUGGUUGUGUGGUAGUCAUUAUCUACAAAAGUUAUUUUGUUGGCCAUGUUUGUUGUUUAGUCAAACAAAGUCUGUUUGGGUUACAGAAGGUUACAAUGAGUUAAAAAAUUUAUCUAGAAGUAUUCAAAGAUAUGAAUCUUCUAAAGAUCAUGUCCAUAAUCAUUACAGCUUUAAAAAUUUAGAAAAUAAUGCAGUCACUAUUGUAGAUACACUUAAGGAACAUGGUAAAUUAUUUAAGAAAAAUUACAAUGAAAAUGUAAGACUAAAUCGACUAUUUAUGGAGCAUUUGAUUGAUUUAGUAUUAUAUUUGUCCAAACAAGAAUUAGCUUUACGCGGGCAUGAUGAAAGUAGUAGUUCAUUAAAUAAAGGUAAUUACAAAGAGUUAUUUGAAAUGUUUUUUAGUAGAUUCUCAUUAGAAAUUCAAAAUCAUUACAAAACUAUUCAAAAUAAGUUUUGUGGUACAUCAAAAAUCAUUCAAAAUGAUUUAAUUUUUUGUAUUUCUGAAUAUUUGUCAAAUCAUACUAAACAAGAAGUUAGAGAUAGUAUAUUUUAUUCUAUUCAAAUUGAUGAUACAACUGAUAUUACCCAAAAAACACAGUGUUCUGUUAUUUUAAGAUAUGUCACUAAAAAAUCUGAAUUAGUUGAGCGUUUUUUUGGAUUUCAUAAUUUAGUUGGUCAAUGUUAUGACGGUGCUAGUGUCAUGGCAGGGAAUAUAACGGGCUUACAAGUCAGAAUAAAAGCUAUUGCACCUAACGCAUUAUUCACUCACUGUCUAGUACAUAGAUUAAAUUUGGUUUUGCAACAUGGGUGUAGUUUAAAUGAAAAAUGUCGCAUAUUCUUUGUUAAUAUGACUGGUAUAUCUGCCUACUUUCACAACUCUACAUCCCGUACUAAUGUAGCUGAUGAACUUAUUGGAAAACGUGUUCCCCAAUUUGUUCAAACCAGAUGGUCAUCAAGGUCAAACAUUUUGCAUUUAUUGGUUAACGAGUGGUCCAAGUUUCAAACAAUUUUUGAAACUAUAAUUAAUAAUCCUAAUUCAUCCGCAGAAUCUAUUUGUGGUGCGAUUGGAUAUUCUAAAAAUUUAAAAUCUUUUGAAUUUGCCUUCCUUGCACUUAUAUUUAGUGACAUAUUUUUAAUUACUGAUAAUUUAUUUAACACAUUACAGAAUAAAUCUUUCGAUAUUGAAUAUUGUCUGAGAAAAAUUAAUAUAACAUGUGAUCUUAUACAAAAAAAGAGGAAUGAAACAGAGUUUUCAAAUUUUUUUAGUAAAUCAGUUACCCUUACAAAGUUUCCAACAGCUAAACGAAAUAGUUCAAACACUGGAAUAAAUUUUAAAAUUCUAUUUUAUGAAAUUAUAGAUAGUAUUCUUAUGCAAUUGCGUACAAGAUUUAAUGAUACUGAUAGAUUGUUAUUCUUACAAUUGGCUGAUAUAUCAAAAUUCAAAGAAUAUUCUAACCAAUUUCCCAUCACUGCUUUUAAUAAUUUAAAAAGGACAUAUUCUGAUAUUUUCCAUAAUGAAAAAAAAUUAAAAGUAGAAUUAGAAGUUUUGUACAAUGAUGACAAGUAUCAAAAUCUACAACAUAUUUAUGACUUGGUUAAAAUAUUUGGAAAAAGUGGUAUAAAGGAUGUUAUGCCUGAAGCAUAUAAACUAUUUGUGUUAAUUUUGACAAUUCCUUCAACAAGUGUUUCUGUUGAAAGAAGCUUUUCUUGUUUAAAAAUAAUUAAAACCUAUUUAAGAAAUAGUACCUUACAACAACGCUUGAGCAGCCUUUCUACAAUAUCUAUUGAAAAAUGA